Molecule: messenger RNA, 2196 nt
Organism: Microthlaspi erraticum
Lineage: Eukaryota; Viridiplantae; Streptophyta; Magnoliopsida; Brassicales; Brassicaceae
Source: the annotation of a GenBank genome assembly
AUGGCCGAUGUGACUCUUCCUCCGGCUGAUUCCGUCGUCGACAGCAGCCUCCCGGAGAAUACCACCUCUUCCUCACCACCUCCUCCACCGCCUCAGCAGGAGCAGCUACCUGAACAGCAAGAAGAGCAACAGCAAGGAGAGCAACAGCCUCCCAUCCACCGUGAGAGAGAUUCCCGCGAGCGGCGUGAUGACAGAGACCUCGAACGUCCGCCCAAUCGCCGUGACCGUGACCGUUCGCCUCUCCCACCGCCCCGCAGGGAUUAUAAGAGACGGAGUGGUAGCCCUCCGCCACCGUACAGAGAUAGGCGGCACUCUCCCCCUCCCAUGCGCCGCUCGCCUCCUCAAAAGCGUUACCGGAGGGACGAUAAUGGCUAUGAUGGUCGCCGUGGCAGUCCUCGUGGCGGCUAUGGACCACCUGACAGAAGAUUUGGGUAUGACCAUGGUGGAGGAUAUGACCGUGAAAUGGGAGGGAGGCCUGGUUAUGGUGACGAAAGGCCUCAUGGCCGCUUUAUGGGUCGCUAUCAGGAUUGGGAGGGAGGUCGUGGAGGUUAUGGUGAUGCUUCCAACAGUGGAAGUACUCAAAGGUUUGGGGAUGGAUUGAUGUCAUACAAACAGUUUAUGCAGGAGUUGGAAGACGAUAUAUUGCCAUCAGAAGCUGAACGCAGAUAUAAAGAGUAUAAGUCAGAGUUUAUCACAACACAGAAACGUGUCUUUUUUAACUCUCACAAAGAGGAAGAUUGGUUGAAAAAUAAGUAUCAUCCAACCAACUUACUCUCUGUCAUAGAAAAGAGGAAUGAGCUUGCACGGAAGGUGGCGAAGGAUUUCUUACUUGAUUUACAAAGCGGGGCAGUAGAUUUAGGUCCUUCAGUGACACCAUUGAAUAAAUCUGACCGGACCGAUGAGCCAAAUUCUGAAGAUGAAGCAGCUGGUGGUGGCAAAAGAAAAAGACCUGGUAGGGGGGAAUCUAAAGAGGCUGAACUUUAUUCAGCCGCACCGAAAGCACCCAGUUUCACUUCUGAUCCAAAGAGAAUCCUAACUGACGUUAACCAAGCACAAGCCCUUGUGCGUAAACUAGACUCUGAGAAAAAGAUUGAGGAGAACGUUUUGUCAGGUUCAGAAACUGAAAAGUCCGGUAGAGAAAAGUUACACAUUGGUUCGACUGGACCAACUGUAAUCAUAAGAGGCUUGACAUCUGUGAAAGGCCUUGAAGGUGUUGAAUUGCUUGACAUGCUUCUCACGUAUCUGUGGCGUGUUCACGGUGUGGACUAUUACGGAAAGGUUGAAACAAAUGAAGCUAAGGGUCUGCGGCAUGUAAGAGCGGAAGAAAAAGACUCUGAUGCAAAAGGAGAUGAGAGCGAAACUAAAUUUGACUCUCAUUGGCAAGAGAGGCUGAAAGGUCAAGAUCCCUUGGAAGUGAUGGCUGCUAGAGAGAAGAUAGAUGCUGCGGCUCUUGAAGUUUUAGAUCCACAUGUCCGUAAGAUUAGGGAUGAGAAGUAUGGUUGGAAAUAUGGUUGUGGAGCAAAAGGCUGCACGAAGCUGUUUCAUGCUGCUGAAUUUGUGUACAAACAUCUCAAGCUGAAACACACUGAGCUCGUCGUGGAUCUGACUGUCAAACUGCGGGAAGAACUGUAUUUUCAGAACUAUAUGAAUGAUCCGAAUGCUCCUGGAGGACAACCAGUGACGCAGCAACCUGGCCCGAGAGAUAGACCUAUGAGACGUAAACCAGGCAUGGAGAGCAGACUGAGGGAUGAUAGAGGUGGACGUAGAGAGCGUGACGGACGGGGUAACGGUAAUGACAGAAAUGAUAGGCCGGAGGAUCAACAGAGAGGUGAUGGUCCUGACGGUGCAAACCCGGAGGAAGGUGGGUACGAUGCAUUUGGAGGACCAGGCGGCAUUCAUGUUCCUUCCUUCUCCUCUGAUGUAAACCCACCACCAGUGCUCAUGCCUGUUCCUGGUGCCGGGCCACUGGGACCAUUUGUACCAGCACCACCUGAGUAUGCGAUGCAGAUGUUCCGAGACCCAAGUGGAGGGCCCAACAACCCUCCUUUCGAAGGUGGUGGCGGCGGCGGCAGAGGUGGACCGGCCCCAUUUCUUUUGUCUCCGGCCUUUAGACAGGAUCCUAGACGGCUACGCAGCUACCAAGACUUAGAUGCGCCAGAGGAAGAAGUGACAGUCAUUGAUUACAGGAGCUUGUAG